Sapajus apella (tufted capuchin) is the source of this 2519-nucleotide messenger RNA. It is a transcript of the gene TREX2, whose product is annotated as three prime repair exonuclease 2. The coding region runs from base 1556 to 2266 and encodes 236 amino acids. Gene Ontology annotation, cellular component: cytoplasm. The transcript has 2 exons. Lineage: Eukaryota; Metazoa; Chordata; Mammalia; Primates; Cebidae. Gene Ontology annotation, biological process: DNA catabolic process. The record is from RefSeq and is a predicted model, not a curated record. Gene Ontology annotation, molecular function: 3'-5'-DNA exonuclease activity; nucleic acid binding.
GCGUCUGUUUCCUAAGCUGCUCAGGUGACCCAGGUCUGGGCAGGGUGGCUGUGGCCCUCACAUCACCGUGGUGGGCCUGGGCUGCACCCUUUUCCCAUCGCUUCACUCCUCCCUGCUGCUGCCCGCUGCGUGUGAGCAGAGACCCACCGCUGCCUCCCCCGACUGGCCUCAGGGUCCCGCGCAGGACUCACCCCCCUGCCGCCCUCAUGACUGCCCUCGCAUCCCUCGCGGGGUACCCAUUUCCUCCUCCUCCCUCCCCGGCGCUCAGCUCUGGGUGGGGGAAUUCAGCCUGACUGGUUGUCCAGGAAGCUGCUGUCUGGGCUUCCCAGGGUGACCCAGUAUCUCUCUGAGCAGUGUGCCUGUCACGGCUGCCUCCCUCCCUCCGAGCACUGGAACAGGCACGACUGGUGGGGCCUCUGCCUCCUUGGGCCCAUUGUCCCACCUGCUGCUGCCCGCCCCACCCUGCUCCCUCCUGGCACCGACUCUGCUUCCCAAGGUCCCCGUGUGCCAGAUCCCCUGCAGCCCUGUGACUUGAGGCACCUCCAGCCACCACUGAGAUGGGAGGCCAGGCACGCCUGUGGUCACCAUGGUCAGGCACUACCAGCUUUACAGGCCAAGGGACUCCUCUUGGUUACCUCUUGGUGCCCCCAGGAGGGGCUGGUCCUGCAGUGCACCCACCACCAAGGGCUGGAGUGUCUUGCUCUAGAACGAGGUACUCAGGGUGCCUCUGCUCCCUGGACCAGGAAGAUCUUGGUGUCCUUUCCCUGGAAUGGUGUGGGUAGGGCAGGUCCCCAAGCCUGGGGAAUCAGGGGCUGGGCUUCACUCCUCCUGUAGUCCUGGCCCUCCCUGCCCACCCCCUAAUGUUGCUCGUCCCUGGCAGGGGAAGCAUCAGCUCAGCUCCCAGGCCAGGCCCACCUCCCUUCGCAGCAGCCUCUGCUGGGUACACGGUAGAUAGGAUGGAUCAUGAAGUCCUUAAAGCAGAUAGCAUCUCCCCCUUUCGGUGGGAAGUCAGCCUGCAAGGUGUGUGAGGAGGCUGCCCCAAGGCUGCCACAUCCCUAGGUUUUUGGGGAGCACGGCAUGUGUGGGCACCUCGUUCACACUGCAGAGCUUGCUUCAUCCCCAUGAGAGGCACACAGUCUCCAGUGAUGGGAGACUGAGGGCUGGCAAAGAGGACCUGUUGCCUUUGUGUGACUGGCCCCAGCAUGGGGGAGCCACAGCCUGGCUGGGUGGAGGAUACGGCCUUCCACACUGCUCCAGCUUCCUGCCUCUGGAGCCUGCAUGCAGCCCAGGGCCUGCUCCUAAUCUAAACAUGGGGCGUGUGUCCCAGUGACUGUGAGCUAUCAAGGGGGCGGCGAGGGGGUGGCGAGCCAGCCGGCUGCGCAGGUCCUGUGGCCCCAGGCCUCAUUGUUGGCAAACAGGCAGCUGGGGGCGGGCCGUGGCUGCUUAUUAAAGGCUGCCUGGAGUAGCCUGUGCAGCGACAGGUGCCCAGAAGCCCAGGAAGCCGGUCAGUGCCUGCCCCAGUUUGAGACCUUGCUAUCCCCAUAGGAACAUCACCAUGUCAGAGGCACCCCGGGCCGAGACUUUUGUUUUCCUGGACCUGGAAGCCACUGGGCUCCCCAGUGUGGAGCCUGAGAUUGCCGAGCUGUCUCUCUUUGCUGUCCACCGCUCCUCCCUGGAGAACCCGGAGCGUGAUGAGUCUGGUGCCCCAGUACUGCCUCGGGUCCUUGACAAGCUCACGCUGUGCAUGUGUCCAGAGCGCCCCUUCACUGCCAAGGCCAGCGAGAUCACUGGCCUGAGCAGCGAGGGCCUGGUGCAGUGCCGGAAGGCUGGCUUCGAUGGCGCCGUGGUUCGGACACUGCAGGCCUUCCUGAGCCGCCAGGCAGGUCCUAUCUGCCUUGUGGCCCACAAUGGCUUUGAUUACGACUUCCCCCUGCUGUGUGCUGAACUGCGGCGCCUGGGUGCCCACCUCCCCCGGGACACUGUCUGCCUGGACACACUGCCAGCCCUGCGGGGCCUGGACCGCACCCACAGCCAUGGCACCCGGGCCCGGGGCCGCCAGGGUUACAGCCUGGGCAGCCUCUUCCACCGCUACUUCCAGGCUGAGCCGAGUGCGGCGCACUCAGCCGAGGGUGACGUGCACACCCUGCUCCUGAUCUUCCUGCACCGCGCCACAGAGCUGCUCACCUGGGCAGAUGAGCAGGCCCGCCGGUGGACCCACGUUGAGCCUAUGUACUCGCUGCCCAAUGACCCCAGCCUGGAGGCCUAAGCACCAGGGCCACUCCCUGUGCCUAGGGCAGUGCCAGUGUCCACUGUUCAGCCAGCCCCUACCACCCCCGGCUCCUUCUAUCUGGGCAGCCCCAGGUGUGUGCACCUGCGAGGCCUUCCCUGGCUGCCUGACCAGCCACACACCCCCGGAGUCCUCUCCAGGCCCUGCCUCUGGGGCUGUGCUCCCCCAGCCAGCCUUCGUGCCCAGCAGAGUUUGCUGUUUCUCAAUAAACAUUGCCAACUACUUACCCUCU